This is a messenger RNA of Clupea harengus (Atlantic herring), 3864 nucleotides long. RefSeq names its product GPRIN family member 3b (gene gprin3b). Gene Ontology annotation, cellular component: plasma membrane. The record is from RefSeq and is a predicted model, not a curated record. Gene Ontology annotation, biological process: neuron projection development. Lineage: Eukaryota; Metazoa; Chordata; Actinopteri; Clupeiformes; Clupeidae.
GCGCACUACUGCUUUUUCGAGGCGAGGACCGAGUUUGACAUGAUCACAUUGGACAAGGCUACUUAUUUCAGAAUCCAGCAGGACAUAUUCGACUCGAACCAUUCAUGAAAAGGUACCUGGAUGUUAAGUCUUGCAUGCUACCUCCAGGAAAAAUAACGGUCCGUAUUUGACCUAAUUAUUAUCUCCCCCUUCUGAUAAGGCACGCACAUUCUGGUUUGCUCUGAAGGCGUGGUUUUGUGUUUCUGACGUUAGCCUGAAAUUCUUUCAUUGAUAUUCAGUUGUGUGCCCUGGUGGGGAGAUGUGCGGCGCGUAAAUAGCGCAGUAGACUAAUCAAAACGAAAAUGAUAUGAGACGGAGACAAAGACGCACCAGGUAGGCUAUUUUAUGCCUUAACACUGAGUCGAAUGCCUCUAAAAUUUGGGUUAGGUGUGGAAUUCGUCCGCAAGGUCAAACCUUAGAUGACAGGUCCUGGAAUUCAAACGUGGAGUGAGAUGGGUUGAGCAAUACCAUAGGAUCCCACCUCAGCACUUACUGCAUGCUUGCCCAGCACAUCAGCCAAUCCAACAGUCAAGGAUCCGUUUGAGGCUCAACACCUCCACUUUGGAUAAUUUUCCAUUAGUGAUUUACUUUAAUUUAUUUUUUAUAUAACUUUAUUUAAAAGCCCUUGAAAAAAUGAACACCAUCCCUAACCCCAAAAGGACUGUCACUGUCCAAAUGGUCCCUCAGCUCGCCUCUAUGGAUGCUUCAGGAAACAAAGACCCCAACGCUAACUGGGACCCAGAGCUUAAUCUCAACAGGACCCAUGCCUGCCCCGUUCCAUCUCUGGACCCCAGAGCCGCUCAUCGGGCUACAGAGGUUGUAAAGACCCGCAACGAAGUGACCUCUCCGCGAACCCAAGUCUCAAGUGAGGCAACCAGGGCUGCCGUGUUUGCCAACCCCAUCCUGUCCCCCAACAGGGAGUGUCGGGGUUCCGACGGGUCGAUGAAGGGUGAGCAGCAAACGGGCACUGCCACAAGCGAGCAGUGUAUCAGCGAUUCCAAGUCAGAGGGCUGCAUGGAUAGCAAUGCUAACAUAAGAUUCCCCACUGACUCCCCUCUUUCUUCGUCCCCUGCUCCAUCCUUGUCAGCUCCCUCCACCGCUGCUGAUAGCGGCAGCGUUGGCCUGUCAUCUUCAGUCACAUCGCUUACAUCAUCGAAGGGUGACACGCAGACAAAUGACCACCGAGACAAAGCGCUGGUGGCCAAAGAGAGCCAAGGAGGGCACGCCCGAGAAGUCCGAGAACAGAGCCACAGAUCAUCCACCUCCGGAGAGUCGCUGAGCAAAGCUGGCAAAGAGGCAGCUCAGCCUCAGAAACCAGCUCCGAUAGGUGAACUGGAGAACACUUCAGCCAGCGAGGCCAUACCUACCAGACAUGACAAGACAGACCAUACUGGCUCUAGCAGAAACUCCCCUCUGUCGCAGUCCUUGCUCUCAAAGGACUGCAGUGGUGUUACAGUAAAAUCCACCCCACCACCUACCACCAACGUCACUGGCCCGGCAGCUCCUCCCCAGCCAGACACUAAGGGGAAAGUCCAGGACACCACCCAGCCACCCAACAGCACGCAAACCCAAACAGGACCAGCAAAAGCAGACAAAGCGCAAUUGAACCAGAGCAAAGAGACGCCAGGCUCUACCAGUGCUGUCCCAACACCUGACAAGACCAUAGAUGCAACUCUGAUAACAGAGAGUAGUUCAGUGGUUCCACAGAAGGACUCAACACCACAAACAAGUUCCCAAAAGCUCUGUUUUGCCUCCUCGGCAGGUCCAUUACCUGCAGAUACAACCCCUCCCCAAGACCCCGCAGGUAAAUUGCAGAGUCAUGCUGACAGGAUUGAUGAGGCCAUCCAGACUCAGGGGGUAGCAUCUGAGGAACAAAAGACCACCCAUUGUAAACUAUACCGGGAGGCCUCCACAAUGACCGUCACCCCUGAUGCCAGCCCUGCAGCACCCAAGCAACGACAUGAUGUGGAGGUACAGGCAGUAGCUAACGUCCGCAGCCAGUCUGUGUCCACUAGUCCCAGUCUCUUCCCUCCCACCCACCCAAAGAUACCUGCAAGCUGUCAGACAGAGGAGACUGAGGGCCUGGCCAUGGUGUACCAGGUAGAGAGUACAGGCAAACACACAUUGCUCUCUACUCAAACUCACAUGGCCACCGCCACAGCUCUGGCUCCAAUUUCCUCCACCCAAGCUCCUCAGUCAGGGGUCAUCCACACAGAUGCUGCCCAGCAGCAGGAGGCUAGACUGGGGGCCAAACCCAAGGAACCAGGGCCCACCUUGUGCAAUGUCCAGAAAGGGCUGCCACCCCUUCAGCCCGUUUAUCAGAUCAGCAUAGAGCCAUGCAGCCAGAGCACCCCUCAGGCUGGCUGCCAUCCUCCCAGCCACACUGCAGCUGCGGACCCAGCCGCAGGGGCGCAGAGCAAGGGCCUUGCGGAUCAGAAGGGCCCCUUUGAGGAGAAGGCAGCCAUGGCGCACCGUGCCACGUAUGCGGCAGAGCCAGUGCCAGCACGGUCUGCCAAGCCUCCCACUGAUAAGCCACAAUCAGAAUCACUACCACCAUCAACAAGCGCAGCCAAGCCAGAAGGCAAGGGAUCUGCUGCUGCCAUUGCCGUCUCUGUGGCGGGCUCCACUGCGGAGGAGAAACGGAGGAGCUGCACAGCUGUCACCACCUCUGCGACUAAAACCAUUAUUAGUAGUAUUCUUGCCAAGAAGGGCAAAGCUGAACCAAAACUGGAACCUAAGUCAAAGGACAGGAAGCAGGCCAAGCACCUGUCGAAGAAAAUCCAGGAUGUGUUGUGGGACGAGCAAGGCAUGACGUGGGAGGUGUACGGCGCCUCGCUGGACCCUGAGUCUCUGGGCUUCGCCAUCCAGAGCCACCUGCAGUGCAAGAUCAACGAGCAUGAGAAGAAGAUGAUAGUCCAGACCAGCAUUCGUAAGUCUGUCUCCACUGAGUCCCCCGCAGGCAGUAAGGGCAAGAGGAGGCAGGCCAACGUUUUCAGGUCCAUGUUUCAGAACGUGCGGCGGCCCAACUGCUGCGUGCGCCCUCCUCCGUCUUCCGUGCUGGACUGAGAUGGAAGAGGAGACUAUCUGGUUAACCGUAGACAACCGUGAUACCAUGGACACCUUGACCAAUCACAUCGUUCCUGCCUGUGACUGUCCAAACUGAAAGCAUGAUGAGGUUUUCCCUUCCUUACUUCCUGAGUGAUCAGUUUAGUUCAGGGCCACUCUUAUGAAGGCAGAAACAGAGAAGUGAAGAAUGUAACACAUGAGAGGGACAACCAGUAAUCAGAUAAAUUGAUAUAAAUCCUAUUUUUAGAUAUAGAUAAGAUGUUAUAAAGAUAGCUAUAUAAGCUGUAUCAGUAUUUAGAAUGAAAAUGGCAAUAAUAAGUCAUUCAUAACAAUAAUACUAGUAGAAUGCAUGUGUAUUAGUUCUAAUGGCAGACUUAGUACCUCAUACUGAAAGGGGUCAAUAAUAUGCAUUGCACUGAUCUACAGGCAUAAAUGUGUUGCUGUUUGCAUAUCUUUUUUACAAAACAAUAACACCUUGACCUCUCGUGGAGUUGGUGCAUUUGGUAUAUGUUUGUUUAAUGUACCUGAGGGUGUAUUGAGCCCAUUUAUUUAUAACAGAUUGAAGUUUAUUUAGAUUUUUUUUAAACUUUACACUUCAUUUCUUUGGGAUGAUUUCUUACGUUGUCUUGAUAAGGAAACUUCAGCCUGUCGUGCUUGUUGCUAUAUUUGUUGUAAACUGGGCCUGUGUGCAUUUAGGUGCUGUUUAAUUGUCUCUGCUCUUCUGGUUUUGUAUUAAAAUGUUAAGCUAAACUAAAAAAA